AUGCCCGCAUCGACGACAGCGGCGCUGGGGGCCAUGACUGCUUUCUUGGCGUUGCUGGGUCAUUGCUGCAGGAACGCAUCCUCAGCUGGCAUACUGCCGCAGCCUUUGGCACGGCGUCUUCCGACGACAUUGGGGCGCUGCUGGCAUCCUGCGCAGGGCACGCUGCCGAGGUACCGACAGAAACGGAGGAUCGUGGCCGCGUGA
Messenger RNA from Symbiodinium pilosum, 204 nucleotides. Lineage: Eukaryota; Dinophyceae; Suessiales; Symbiodiniaceae. The record is from the annotation of a GenBank genome assembly.